AUUUGUUUUGUAAGGAUACUCUCCAUGGAGGUUUAUGUCCCGAGGGUUUUAACUAGACUGGCCCAAGACAGCACUUUGUUCCGUGAAUCCGCAGUCUCUCUCUAUCACACAGGGUGUGUCUAGUGUGUUGCAUGGACGAUGGAAUCGGAAGGUGUUAGGGUUCGAUUGGUAUUCGAAGAUCGGCACGUUCUGAGCAAGGCUCACAGAUUGGAGGGACUGAAGCGAAGCUGGCUUCUUCUCAAACCCCAACAUCAGGCCAUAGCUGACGUUUCCACUUAUCUCAUCCACAUCUUCGACCUCUACCACUCUUGCCCUAAUGGCAUCCUCCUCUCUAUGGAUGGCUUUGUCUUGCCUCCUUUUGAGUCAACUAGCAUUUUAAAAAAUGAAGAUGUCAUCAGUGUGAAGAAGAAAGGAAUCCCAUUGUUGGAUAUUGUCAAGGUAGGUGGUGCAGAUAACGCAGUUGAGGCAGUAGAAAUUGUGGAGAAGCAACCUGUACAUACCGGAGUUCCGCUUUUAGCAAAUGAAAAGUUUGAGAAGGAAACCAGAGGCUAUCCAAGUGAAACCGAAGAGAAUGAAGACGACCAGUUGGAGGAUGCAUUGAAUGUGGGAACUUCCUCUGGUGGAAAUGCAGCUUCCAAGAAAAGAAAAGCAUCUGAAAAACUCAAAAGCCCAAAGAGGAAGAAACAAUGCACAGUUGUCCCUGAAGAUGUUGAUACUAAUGGUCACACAGAGCAGAUCGAGAAAGAUGGAGAUCUCAGUAGGAAGAAUCUUCGCAAGAAGGAGAAAGUAUCUAAUAAUAAGAGUACACAAAAGAUAUCAGGUCCUUCAGAAUGUUCUGAACGGAGUAAUGACAAUGUUGAGGCUACACCCAGCGUGAAGAGGUAG
Ilex paraguariensis (yerba mate) is the source of this 885-nucleotide messenger RNA. The record is from the annotation of a GenBank genome assembly. Lineage: Eukaryota; Viridiplantae; Streptophyta; Magnoliopsida; Aquifoliales; Aquifoliaceae.